AUAUAUAUAUAUUUCCACUUCUCCGAUGCACAAGAUCCUUUCCUCAUGUAUGGAUGCACAUUUUUGGGUGUUAAGUUGGGUGUUUUUUCUAAAAUCACAAACAUACAUUUAAUGCGUAGGCAAUAAGGAGAAAGUUGCUUUGUUGUUUUGUUUUUUUUUCCCUCAGGAAAGAGGCGGACUUAGCCCUACAUUCUUUUAAUUUGCCUCACUAGUGUGAUAUAGCAAGGACAGAGUAGUUUGAAUCAUUCAUUACCAUCACCCUCUGUUUUUUUUAAUUAUUUUUUAUUUUAUUUUUUUACGAGAAUUAUGUAAAUUAUCUUUGUGCUUGCUAGUGCCAUUAAAACCCUGUAUCUGCAAAUUUCUCUCAUAGGGUUUAUUAGAGACUGAAGGGUAUGAACGAACAGCAGCAAAGAAUGGCUGCAGUGGGAACUGACAAGGAACUCAACGACCUCCUGGAUUUCAGUGCGGUUUUGUCAGCCCAAGAUAUUUCCAUCCAUCACUCUUGGCAUGCAAAGAUGUUCGCGCCGCCAGUAGCCAACGGGAAGAACAGGACCAUGACGCUCGCCAGCAGCCAGUUUCAGGGAUCAGCAAUAGACGAGCGCAGCGGCUCCGGGUCUUGGGGCCCGGCAGAACAGAACAGCCCCUCGUUCAGCCAAGGACGGGGCUACGUUGAGGGAUCCCACUACAACGAGCACGAAGGCUUGUCCUCCCCGUUCAUCAGUGCGGGGGUCGCAGGUAAAAAUGAGAGGCCAUCGUACCCUCCCUUUGUAAGCCAGCAGCCUGGUUUUCUACCUAGUGAAAUAGCGAUGCCCAGCCCCGACGCCAUGUCCCCCUCCGGCCUGAAAACCGGCUCCCAGUUUUACCCGUCGUACCCCACCAACCCAAGGAGAAGGCCGCCGGAUGGAGGCCUAGAACCCCAGCCAAAGAAGAUUCGGAAACCCCCUGGCCUGCCGUCCUCGGUGUACGCUUCCACAUCUGGUGACGAGUAUGCAAGGGACAACGGAGGAUAUCCUGGUGCUAAGCCUGGAGCGGUCUACCCUUUCUAUAUGCAAGAAGACCCGUGGUCGUCCUCUGGCUACUCCGCCAUGCUGGGUAACUCUCCUCACAUCGGACAGCCGGGCUCCUUCUCUGCAAUUAACCCACAGGAAAGGAUGAAGCGUCAACCCCUGCCUCUGUCCCCACAGAACUAUCCGCUGCACGGCAGCGAAGUCAACGGCUUCCACUCGGCCCCCGCCACCUACAGCCACACCCCCGCCAUCAACGGAGAGAGCAUCAUGGCAAACCGAGGAACCACAGCUGGCAGCUCAGGAGAUGAAAUUGGGAAGGCUCUUGCCUCAAUUUACCCGUCGGACCACAACAGUAAUAACUUCCCCUCCGCUCCAUCUACCCCUGGAUCUCCUCAGGCUAUUGCAGGUGCAGUUGGAUUCUCGCAUAUUUAUCGUACCAGUGUAAUUCCUUUUUUUGGACAUGUGUAUGAGAUUUUAAGGUUUUCAGAUUAAACACACACACAUAAAGAAA
Molecule: messenger RNA, 1518 nt
Organism: Pungitius pungitius (ninespine stickleback)
Lineage: Eukaryota; Metazoa; Chordata; Actinopteri; Perciformes; Gasterosteidae
Product: transcription factor E2-alpha
Exons: 13
Coding region: 393-1499 (368 amino acids)
Biological process (GO): regulation of transcription by RNA polymerase II
Cellular component (GO): transcription regulator complex; chromatin
Molecular function (GO): RNA polymerase II cis-regulatory region sequence-specific DNA binding; DNA-binding transcription factor activity, RNA polymerase II-specific
Source: RefSeq, a predicted model, not a curated record